Panicum virgatum (switchgrass) is the source of this 2040-nucleotide messenger RNA. Its product is annotated as probable helicase MAGATAMA 3. The record is from RefSeq and is a predicted model, not a curated record. Gene Ontology annotation, molecular function: helicase activity. The coding region runs from base 1 to 1983 and encodes 660 amino acids. NCBI's taxonomy places the organism in Eukaryota, Viridiplantae, Streptophyta, Magnoliopsida, Poales, Poaceae. The transcript has 3 exons.
AUGCUGAUCAAGAACCACAUGACAGUGACCUGCGCCCCGACGAACACCGCGGUGGUGGAGGUGGCUUCUCGAGUCCUCGGUCUCAUCGAGGAAUCCUCCGGCGGAGGUAGCAAGAAGUGUUUCCUGAGUGAUGUCGUGCUCUUCGGCAACGAGGACAGGAUGGGCGCGGACGGGGACCUAAAAAGGAUUUUCAUGGAGUCCCGCGUUCGCCGCCUACGUCAGUGCUUGAUGCCAGGGUCAGGGUGGACACACUGUCUGAGUUCUAUGCUCAGUCUGCUUGAGCAUCCUGUGGUUCAGUAUGAAAGGUAUAUUGAAGGCAUCGAAAAUGACAUAGAUGAAAUGGUUUCAGAAGAAAAGGAUGUAAGGGAUGACCUUGUCACUAAGACGAACAAAGUGCAAACAUCAUCCAGAAAAGAAGAAACCAAAGAGUUACAGAAAAAGCUACAGGACAUACAGAAAAGUAUACAGGAAAUAGAGAGAAAUAAAAUGUCGUUCAUGACCCACUUUCAGAGUAACUACAAACGUCUGGAGAAAGAUUUGCGCAGCUGUGUGGAGAUUUUCUGCGACGAUCUUCCCAGAUCUGCAACUUCUGAAGAAAACUUUUGCUGCAUGGCUGAGGUUCUGCCCUUGCUCAACGCGUUUGCAGAGCUUGUACAAUCUGAAUCUGAUGAACGCCUGCGAACCCUGUUUGAAAGUGACGGCGAUGGAACAGACCGUUCUUUGUUCCGCAAUUUUUUGACCCAUGUGCACGACGGUGUGAGUUUUGAGCUGAAGCAGGCAAGGUCGUCGUGUCUUCUGAAGCUAAAACACCUGUGUGCUCACUUUGAGCUGCCAGAAUUAUUCGACAGACGAACCAUCGAAGAAUUCUUGCUUCAGAGGGCAAAGAGCGUGCUCUGCACAGCAUCGAGUUCUUACCGUCUGCACUACCAGCAGAAGGCCCAGCCGUUCGAGGUCCUCGUCGUGGACGAGGCAGCGCAGCUUAAGGAGUGCGAGUCGCUGAUACCUCUGCAGCUCCCUGGCGUCCGUCAGGCCGUUCUCAUCGGUGAUGAGCGCCAGCUUCCGGAACUCGUGAAAAGCAAGGUUUGUGACGAUGCUGGAUUCGGAAGAAGCCUGUUCGAGAGGCUGACAUCCCUGGGGCAGCACAAGCACCUCCUCGACGUGCAGUACAGAAUGCACCCGUGGAUCAGCAAGUUCCCCGUCGAGAGCUUCUACGGCGUCCAGAUAGCCGACGGCCCGAACGUCCUGAACAGAGACUACGAGAGGAUGUACCUGACCGGCCCCAUGUACGGCUCCGACUCGUUCAUCAACAUCGAGGGCGGCAACGAGAGCACGGGCAAGCACGACAGGAGCCUGAUCAACCCCGUCGAGGCCGCCGCCGUGGUCCGGAUCCUGCAGAGGCUCUCCAAAGGUAGCGGCGCAGCUCCCCCCGAGACAAUUUUUUCUACUCGGUUAUCAUAUCCGACGAUCUACACGUCGUGUACGCUUGCAGAGUCCGCGGACAAGAACAAGGCGGUCCGCGCGGGCGUGGUGUCGCCGUACAAGGGCCAGGUGCGAGCCAUCGAGGAGAAGCUCACCGGGGUGUACCGGAAGCACGACGGGUUCUCCGUGAAGGUGCGGUCCGUGGACGGGUUCCAGGGCGCCGAGGAGGACGUGGUCAUCUUCUCCAACGUGCGGAGCAACACCGCCGGCAAGAUCGGCUUCCUCGCCGACAUCAACCGCACCAACGUCGCGCUCACCCGGGCCAACCAUUGCUUGUGGAUCCUGGGCGACGCGAAGACGCUGGCGAGCGGCAAGACCAUCUGGCGGCAGAUCGUGGCCGACGCCAAGGACCGGGGCCGCUUCUUCGACGCCAAGGAUGACGAGGACCUCUCUAACGCCGUCAUCAAGGCCGCCAUCGACCUGGACCAGGUGGAGAGUCUGCUCAAGUUCGACGGCCUCCGUAUCGGUGUCAGUGGUGGGUCGCGGUCAGGGGUCCGAUGGUAACAUCGCUUCCAAAUUGUAAAAACCUUGGCUGGCUCCCAUUAGCGGAGUGUUGGCCAU